AUGAAUACAGCCGUUACAUCGCAGAAACACUCUUGUCCCAGGUGGGCUUAUGGCGCUGGGUGUUCCAAGGAAUGUGACUGCAUUCAAGAACGUUCUACCGGCUGUGACCCCAAAACUGGGAGCUGUUUCUGCAAGGCUGCAUACCACGGUCCAAAGUGUGAGAGAGAAUGUGAUCCAGGCUUUUUUGGUCCCGGCUGUGAGAAGCCAUGUGACUGUCCAGGUGGAGGGUCAUGCGACCCCAGGAGUGGAGAGUGCAUUCAGCGAUGUCCUGCAGGCCUUCAUGGAGCUCAGUGUCAGCUGGUGUGCCAAGCUGGGAGCUAUGGAGAGAACUGUCGUCUGACCUGUGACUGCCGAGGAGCUCCUUGCGACCCAAUAACUGGACAGUGCAUUUGUGCUCCUGGGAAGACAGGAAACUCAUGCCAGGAAGACUGCCCUGAUGAGUUCUGGGGAUCAAAGUGCCAGUCUUCUUGUCCAAACUGUGAGAAUGGUGGCACCUGUAACAAGCAAACUGGUCUCUGUGACUGCAGACCAGGUUUCAUAGGAAACCUCUGCCAAAAAGAGUGCCCUACAGGUUACUUUGGACCAGGCUGUCUGGCACGAUGUUCUUGCAGCCUUGAUGCCAGCUGUGACCCACAGAAUGGACUGUGCCUCUGUCCUCCUGGAAAAAGAGGUCAUGAUUGCUCUAAAGCUUGUGAACCUGGUUUCUGGGGCCAAGGCUGCAUCAGCAGAUGCAAGUGCCAGAGCAACUCUCUUAGCUGUGACCCUGUCAGUGGGCAGUGUGAGUGUGAGGCAGGCUAUAUGGGGCCCCUCUGUGAUCACAAAUGUAUAAAAGGCACUUAUGGUCGCCGCUGUGUUCAGCAGUGCCAGUGUCAGAAUGGAGCUCAGUGCGACCAUGUGAGUGGAGCCUGCAUGUGCUCCUCCGGAUUUACCGGAACAUUCUGUGAAAAAAUGUGCCCGGACGGCUUUUACGGUCUUGAAUGUGGCCAGAUGUGCAAGUGCAGGAACGGUGCCCGCUGCCACCACAUCACAGGAGCCUGCCUAUGCACCGCCGGCUGGGCAGGACCCCACUGCAUUCUGGAAUGCUCUGAAGGGCAUUUCGGGGAGCAGUGCAGUCAGAUCUGCCGGUGUCAGAACGGAGGCAGGUGUGACCACGUCACCGGGCAGUGCAGCUGCAUGGCUGGAUGGACCGGAGUCAGCUGCCAACUGCCCUGUCCACCUGGAUAUUAUGGGGAACACUGUUCUGGCCAAUGUUUAUGUCAAAAUGGCGGGUCUUGUAACAGUCUGAAUGGCCAGUGCUCCUGCCCAUCGGGAUGGACUGGAAGCACUUGUGAGUUAGAGUGUGAGGACGGGCACUAUGGCGAGAGCUGUGCCCAGACUUGUAGAUGUGCCAAUGCAGGGAGCUGUGACCAAGUAACGGGGAAGUGUGUGUGUCUUCCUGGUUGGACUGGAGAGCUUUGUCAGUCAGCCUGUUCUGAGGGAUUAUUUGGGAGAGCCUGCGAGCAGAGGUGCGACUGUGUCCACAGUUCGGGUUGCCACCAUGUGACGGGCCGCUGUGAGUGCGAGCCAGGCUGGAGAGGAGCCAGGUGUGACGAAUCCUGUCACCAGGGCUUCUAUGGUGCUUCCUGUGCCCAGCAGUGCCAGUGCCAGGCCGGGGUGUCCUGUCACCAUGAGACUGGGAAUUGUGGCUGCCCAGCGGGGCUCACGGGGCCUGGCUGCGAGAGAAGCUGUUCUGCUGGAAUGUUUGGACAAAACUGCAGCCAGAUAUGUCGGUGCUCCGGAGUACAAGAGCAGUGCCAUCCUGUGACGGGCAAAUGCAGCUGCCUACCUGGUUAUCACGGGCCACGCUGUGACCUGCGAUGUCGAGCGGGUUCUUUUGGACCCAACUGCAAGUCCCGGUGCAGCUGCAAAAAUGGUGGCCGAUGUGACUUCCGAACUGGAACUUGUUACUGCCCCCCUGGUUACAUUGGAGCUGACUGCAGCUCAAGUUGUCCAAGUGGGUACUAUGGAAAGGACUGUGCAAAGCUAUGCUUCUGUGGAGAAGGAGGGCAGUGUCACCCAGUAAAUGGGAGGUGUAAAUGCGCUCCUGGUAAGAUGGGACUGUCUUGCCAACAAGUCUGUCCUAGGGGGCGCUAUGGCCUGCAGUGCAGAAACACAUGCCCCUGUCAGAACGGGGCUUUAUGUGAUCCCGUUGACGGGUCCUGUAAGUGUGGACUGGGCUGGACUGGACCCCAGUGUGACACUGCUUGUUCACAGGGAAAAUAUGGGCUUGGCUGUGCGCUCGACUGUCCCUGCCUUCACAAUGGAACCUGCGACCGAUUUACAGGCAGCUGCACCUGCGCAGCCGGGUACUACGGCCCCUCCUGUCAACAUGAGUGCCCGACUGGGUUUUAUGGGGUGAGGUGUGCCCACACAUGUGACUGUACGGUGGGGCAAGCAUGCAACCAUGUGACUGGCAAGUGUGCGUGUCCAUCCGGAUACUAUGGCCCACAAUGCCAAAGACGGUGUGACGCUGGCAGAUUUGGAGAUACUUGUUCAAGUUCAUGUGACUGUGCUGGUGAGGGUCCAUGUGACCAAACAACGGGUCAGUGCCUCUGCCUCCCAGGACGGACAGGACCGAGAUGUGAAAAGAAUUGUGAUGGGGAGCAUUUUGGCCCUAACUGCACCCUGCCCUGCCGGUGUUCCCACGGGGCUCGCUGUGAUGGGGUGAGCGGGCGAUGUCUAUGUCCGCUCAACUGGCUGGGCUCAAGUUGUACUGAAGCUUUGCUACAUCAAACCUCAGGAGUGCCAGGCAUCUCCGUGUCCCACAGAAAAAGAAGAGAAGGCGGCAAAACCACAUAACCCAAGCAGAGGUGCAAAUUCCUGACUGGACACUUAACAUGGGACUCGUCUCAGAGGAGCUUUGUACUGAUCAUCUUUGGAAUGUUGAUGUUGGACUUGUGGAACUGGUACUCGGCUGUCAGAAACUGGCCCUCCGUCGCUCUGAAAGCAGAGACAAACAUCAACAGAACUUGGCAUGUCGGAAGCCUUCAAAGGACGAUAAAAUCAAACUUAGCCCAGUCUGUCCAAGAUCUAAAGUCCAGGGUUGCACGGGCUUCGUAGCAACGCACACAAAUACCUGCAUCACAUUACUGUUGCUGAUUGAACGUAGAUCACUUUCAGUUCAGGGCUCAGUUUCUUGAACGCCUUUUAAACGAGCCAUGAGUGACUCAUUAUGACCCCUGCCAACAUUUAGUUUUAUUUGUUCAAGGAAAAAAAAAGUUCUAACCCAAACAGUGCCACAGACUUAUUCUGAUUAAAUAAUUCUGACCAAUAUUGGAUCAAAGAAAAUGUGAUAGGGUUGAUAAUAAACAAUGAAACGAGUCUUCGGUCCUGUGUAGGUAGACUCCCAUCACUCACAUAGUUUUCAGUCCUUGGGUGUGUUUCAAUUUUUAUUUUGAGCUGAUGGAAUUUCAUUUUUUCCUUUUUAUAAUUCAUCCACUCCUAGGGCAAGUUUAGAAUCCCCUUAUAAAGUCUUGGUUGGGCAGUGCGAGAGUACCCGUGCAUGUUGACCUCACAUAGAAAGGUGUUUUGGUAUUUAAGCCAUAGACCAUUUGGCUGUGAAACAACAAUGUUAAUGAUCCCGGAUGUUAAAAAAACACACAAGAAAAUGUCUGAUAAAGCGUAAACAAGCCUUACCGGCCUGCAAUACCGAUUCUCAUUGUGUCGUAACAUUGACAGUUAGUAUGUUUUAGCUGGUGGUAGAUGUUGAUGAGAUAUUGCUGACUUUUUUGUACAGUGUCUGCACAAAUUCACAAGUGUCCAGUGUUGCACAUCCACUGUGGUGUGCAACAUCAGAGGCCCUUUUUGAGGCUCACAGCCAGUCCUGUAUCACUGUACAGAGCCUCACAGUAAAUGUUCUUUCAAUUUCUGUUAUUUUUUCUUUUUUUGAUUAAAAAAAAUGUUUGUUUACAUCUCAGGUCUGUGCAGUCACAUUUGCUUCCAAAUGCAUCUCUUGUCAAGAUAUUUUUUACAGUGAACAAUGAAAGUAUUUUCCCAAAGCAAUAAAGUUAAAGGCAACAUGUUGAAAAUAUUAAAUGAUUGAAAAUAUUUGAAUUACCAUCUUUUUUUUCAUUCCUUUUUUGGUAGUUUUAUUGCAAAUAGUGGCCUUUAUUGAAAGUAGCAAAACAGGAAAGGGAGCAAAGGGUGACACAGGAUCAUGUGCCAGAAUAGGACCCAGGAUAUUUGCACUGGAGCAGAGGGCCUCCAUACAUGGCCUGUCUGCUUAAGCCACUCAGACGAUGGUGGCAACUCUUUCACAUAAAAAAAAAAAACAGGCAGACAGUUUGCAAAUGCUUUGUUUUAACCUGCGAAAAGUCAUCAGUUUUUGUUUUGCCCUCUCCUCCUACAAACGUUUCUAAUUCCCCUAUAUUCUAGGUCUGUCAUGCAUGUACGACUGCUUUUAUGGAGGCUUUUGAAGUCUGUCCAUAAAUGUUCAGAAUUUGGGACCUUGAGGGGCAUGUAAAAGCCUUCAGCGGUGCUUCAGUUGUCCACCGUGGAUUUGAUGUUAUUUUAUGAGGAUUAUCCUGCUGUUGAACAUCAGCUUUUCUUCUGCUUUUUACUUUUUUCCUUUUUUGAAGAAAGUGAUCUUUGCCUCUGGAAUUUUAUGUUAUUUAAUUGAAGCCAUUCUUUUCCCCAAAAUACUUGUAAAAUGUUGCUUAUGCAGGAGUUGUUUUCCAAUUGUAUCUGCCUUGUUUACAUGUGAGUUUUUUACACUUCUGAAGCAGAAUUUGGUUGUUACGCUGCUUGCUGUUUAUGCUGCACCAAAGAACAGAACACGACCACAACCACCACACAAAAUAAAAACCUCAGGAUUUUUACAUUUCAGUAUUUCAUCAAAGGUAUGAAGAAGUAAAUCAAAAACACUUUUGCAAAGUACAUCAUAAUAAAAAAAACAAAGGUACAGGACAAUGUAUGUUUUCUGUUUGUUUAAAUAUUUCAGAUCUGGUUACUUCCAUUUUCUAAUAGAGGAAAUAAAACUUAAACAUUUUUAGAAUAAAAAGAUAUGUUAAGACGACUCAAUUUCAAAUACAUUAGCAAACCAUGUCACCAGUGGUGG
This is a messenger RNA of Menidia menidia (Atlantic silverside), 5095 nucleotides long. The record is from the annotation of a GenBank genome assembly. NCBI's taxonomy places the organism in Eukaryota, Metazoa, Chordata, Actinopteri, Atheriniformes, Atherinopsidae.